Messenger RNA from Tarenaya hassleriana, 426 nucleotides. RefSeq lists its product as uncharacterized. NCBI's taxonomy places the organism in Eukaryota, Viridiplantae, Streptophyta, Magnoliopsida, Brassicales, Cleomaceae. The coding region runs from base 1 to 426 and encodes 141 amino acids. The transcript is spliced from 3 exons. The record is from RefSeq and is a predicted model, not a curated record.
AUGUUUUUUUCAAACCAUCAUCCCACAAGAAUGACAUGUGGGUUUAAGGUGAGCACCAAUUCACCAGGAUGGCACAAGAGCAUGGCGAAAAUCCUCAAGAAAAUCAAAGGAGGGGAUUUCGCCAUAGAUGUGGAAGAAGGAGUGGCGUAUGUGUCCGGAGAAGGGGACAUUGAAAAGCUGCUGAAACUGAUGGGUUCGAACACGGACAAAGGCACGGAGAUGGCGUUCGUGAAAACGGGAUCAUGGCUCGAACCAUGUGAUCCUAACUUUUACGGCAGCAACUAUGGUUACUUCUCUCAUGGACUGCCCUUAUCUGGUUACUGGCAACCAAACAUGGCUUACCCUACGACUUACCCUUGCCAUCAUCAUCAUCAUCAUCAUCAUACGUAUUCUGGACAUUGUAACUGUGGUUACUACUACUAUUAG